Messenger RNA from Pelodiscus sinensis (Chinese soft-shelled turtle), 3296 nucleotides. RefSeq names its product ermin (gene ERMN). The record is from RefSeq and is a predicted model, not a curated record. Lineage: Eukaryota; Metazoa; Chordata; Testudines; Trionychidae. Gene Ontology annotation, biological process: regulation of cell shape; regulation of cell projection organization; morphogenesis of a branching structure. Gene Ontology annotation, cellular component: paranode region of axon; cell cortex; neuronal cell body. Gene Ontology annotation, molecular function: actin filament binding.
UUGCUUCAGAUUGUUUGUUUAUGUAAAUUUUAAAAAUGGUGCAUUUAAUUAUGCAACUGGAAGACUCUCUAAGCAACAAGCAAAGUCCUGAUUGGGUAUUUGUGUAGAAAGGGACUGCUGGCAAAUCCUAGACAAAUCCUAACAUUAUUACUCUGUUCUGUUCUUGGUUUGCUACAACGCCUUCAGAAGAAGAGAAGCUUAUUGAGUAUUCGAGGAGGGAGGGAGAACAGUGAGAAAGAUAAUAGGUGUAUAGGUUAUUUUUUUCUGCAGUGGUAGAAUCCUGAGACUUCAGAGGAAGUGAAAAACCCAAAGGAAUUAAUCAGAGGCUACUGUAAUCAUGACAGAAGACUUCCCAAUUACAUCCAGCAUACCUGAGUACAAUGGGACUGUGCCACCUGAAAAAGCUCAGCUGCAGCUCAUUGAUAUUAUUGAUGAAAUAGCAAAAUCUGCUGGGACAGUUCUAUGUGAAAAUUCAGAAACCAGUCCUGAAGCUUCACUUAAAAAGGAAAAUCAAGAGGCUAACAAGCAUUCAGAGGAGGACAACACAAUAUGUGGUGCUCUCGAUGGGGAGAAGCGAUGCAAAGAAAAACAAGCGGAACACAAUGCAACUCUAGAGGAGGGAUCAGCUGACAUCCCUUCCGAGAACACAAGAACUGAUGAAGAGAAAUCAGGAGAAGGGCCCUGUGAGGAGAUUAUUCCCGUAAACACCACAGAAUGUGAAAUAACAAGACAUGAAGAAAGGAACACAGAACAACCUCAGGAAGAAAUAGCUACUCUUGCUAAUGAGGCUGCAGAGUUCCAAACGGCAGGAGCCCAAGAAGAAGUGCUGCUGCUUGAACCCAAGGAACCAAUUAAAUCUGAUACACAAUUAGAAGAAAGAGAGAAUGUGGAAGAAGAGAAGGAUGUGCAGUUGAGAGAAAGCAAGAAAGAAAAUUGUGGGGAGUUUCCUUUAAAGAAGCAAGAUAAUGACAGGGCAGAAUGCCCUUCUACCAGCCCCAUUUUUAACCUCCAGGCUGAGAAACCUGAGGAGCAGCCAGGCUCAGGGAAAAAAAAUGAUAUCUCCAGACACAGUUAUUCUAGAUACAAUACAAUCUCCUAUCGCAAGAUCAGAAAAGGAAACACUAAACAAAGAAUUGAUGAAUUUGAGUCCAUGAUGCAUCUAUAAACUGAGGUGGGGAAUUUGCCUAAUAAGCUGAGAGUCCAUUUUGCUUUUCCAAGAUGAAACGCUUCAUGUCAUAUCAAGUCAUCGUUAUAUCCUUUUGUAUGUAAUUUUAUAACGCACUGUGAAAAUUUAACCUCUGUAUUUCAUUUUGAAAUCACACAGAAGGAUCCACAGGAGAAAAAUAAAAUCAACAGUUGGAAAAAUAUAGUAAAACCUGAUUUAAAAUUUAUCCUUGCUCAUCUCCCCCCAUUCUUUUUUGGUAACAAGGUUCAGGCACUAGAAAUUUUUGACUAAUUGGAAAUUCUGUAACUGCAUGCAGAAAAUGAUCCAUGCCAUUUGCUAUUCUGGUAAUUAGUUGGCAGCAGAACAGUUCCAGUAAAACUAGAGAGUACACUAAAUAAGAGACAACUGUUUGCAACAGCAGUGCUUUGUUUUGAAAUCUGUUUAUACCGGUGUCUUACAGUGCACUGAAGCCGGCAUGUGCUAUCACCAGUCUGUUUCCACUUUGUGCUGAUUUGAUAGAGGGCUAAUUGCAUAAACAUGUAAAUAUAGAUUAACAGAAAAUAAGCACAUAAUGUUUCAUUUGACAAAGCAAUAAAUCCACAAAGAUUCUCCCUUCCUCUCUUACCUUUGUAGUGCCCCUUAACAUAUAUCUUUAAUCUGAUAUGCACUGGUGUCAUUAUAAACAGUUGCAUUCAUUAUCUAAUACCAUUUGUAUUAUCUGAUGGUACCUAUUAAUUUUUGGAUCUGAAUGGCUGGCACCAUAUAUAAUUCAUUGUGUAAAUGUUGGCAUUUGCUGUUAAAAUGUUCAUGUUUCAAUUAAGCUCAUUCUUGGGUUGAUAUAUUCUGAAUCUUUAGGAAAUCAAGAAUAAUCUAUUCCUUCAGAUCUGUGCUACGUGGCUUCAUUACAGUAAUAGAUAUUUUUAUUUCAUUCCAUAUAUUUUAGCUAACAUGCUUAAGUUAAAUGUUAAAUGAUUGCAAAAAAGUUAAUAUAACUUUUAAAUUAUAUGAGAACUAAAAAGCAGCCCUCUUGUGAUAAGUAUCCUUUCUCCUUUUCCAAAACAUUAAUUUGCAAUAAUAAUCUCUACUAGCCUGUGUCAGCUAUAGCCACAGUGUCAUCAGCUACUGUGGAAAUAGAUGUAAUUGUUUUUAAUUCAGAGCUUAUGUAAAAAGAGAGAGAGAGAGAGAGAAAAGAAACCAUGAUGGUUAAAAAUGAUGUGAAUGGUUAAUUUAUCCAUUAGGAGCUGUGACAACUAAUAUCCUUAUUACUCACAUGUAAUUUUUGUGUAUCUUCCAUCAGUUACUGGUAAAUUAAAUAGUUGCAUAGAUACUGUACCAUACAAAUUGAAAGUCAUCAUUUUAUACACAUAUGUAUAUAUGAUACAUAUCAUGUGUUUGUGUCUGUCGACCUGAACAAAAUCCACACAGUGAAAAUCAGUACUCUUCAUUUGGGAUCCAAGUUUUUCUCUAAACUUUUCUUGUUGAUUUUAAAAAUAAUCAAUAUUCUUUAAACUCAUCUUAAAAACUUACAUCUUAAUGAGAUUUUUUUCGGAACCAGGCACAUUUGAAGCAACAGCUGUUUUAAUUUGCUUGAGUACAUUUCACUAUAAUUGUAAGAUCUAGAUUUUAGAUCUAGAAUUCGAGAGUCUAGAAUAACUACAAUAUGCAUGAAAUGACUAACUUUAACUCUUGGCCUGAGACAAGCUUGGAAAAUUUAACCCCUGAGGAAUAUAUUUGGGAAAGCGGUUAGCAAAAGAACAGGAAUGAGAGAGGUUAGAAAAGAAAUCAGAACUCAAAUGUUAGACAGGGGAAACUACCGCACCUUCUAAAAUAAUUACUUUUAAAAUAAUUAGUUUUACAUUUCCAGCAUCACCAAAUAUUGUUUGAAUUUUGUUGUCCUAUAUAAAAGGCAAUUAUAUAUUGGCUAUAUACAAAAAAACAAAAAUAAACAAACAAAAAACCCCCAAAAACCCAACCCCACAAAAACAAUUCUUCAUUGUAUAAACAAAACACAGUCCUCAUUGUAUUAUUCAGACUUGUUUAUUUGCUCUUUGGAUUGUGAAAACCCAGUGGUUAGCUCUUAUGAAGUUGUAUGGCUGUUUUAUUAAAAAAAAAUAAAAUAAACCAGACUCCA